Macadamia integrifolia is the source of this 3004-nucleotide messenger RNA. Its product is annotated as root phototropism protein 3-like. Gene Ontology annotation, molecular function: protein binding. The coding region runs from base 748 to 2151 and encodes 467 amino acids. The transcript is spliced from 3 exons. The record is from RefSeq and is a predicted model, not a curated record. Lineage: Eukaryota; Viridiplantae; Streptophyta; Magnoliopsida; Proteales; Proteaceae.
AGAACACUCCGCACAGUUUCUUUCCUACAACACUGUACAGCACCGACAUCCCCUAUAGUAAGUUAUCUAUGCGCGAGCGCGCGCACACAGACCAGUGACUGUCCUCGAGUUUUUGCAGGGGUUUCUUUCAUUAUUCCCUUAGCCAUUAAAGAGUCUUUAUGCUUCCAUAGCUACCUCUUAUAACUGAGGUAUAGGCGUGGCCAAAUUGGAGCCACCAACUUAGACAUUACAACCUCCUCCUCUUGGGUAUGACUAAAUUAACCAGCUUUCCUCUCUCUCUCAACAUAUGAUGCUCAAAGCACCACCUGUGCUGAAGGUGCCGAAUUGCUGAAGCUCUACGAUACAUUAGAGGUCACACACUCUAUUCAAACUAGAAAUUGAGUUGGGCCCAUCUCUUGAAACUAUAUAUAUAUAUAUAUAUAUAUAUGAACUUUUUGGAUCAGGUGAGCUAAUCGUCUGAGAAGAGAAUUUUAGAUUUAACAUGUAUGCUCUACUGAGGUGAUCUUUAUCAUUUGAUCAAUAUUGAAGAAACUGUACUUCCUUCUAUAGAAAAGGUAGCCUACUACAUAUUGGUAUAUGAGGAAGGUCGUAUACUUAAUUGGGUUCCUAUUAAAUGCAAGAGAGAGAGAGAGAGAGAGAGAGAGAGAGAGAGAGGCAGAGAGCUUCAUUUUAGUUUAGCCCUUCAGAAUACCAUGAGGGGUGCAAUUUGUUCAGUUUAGGCGAAGUUGCGUAUGAGCUGCUCAUGAUAUGGCUUCAAUGGGAAAGGCUAACCUCAAGCAAGAAAGUCGCAACAGUACCCAGUCAAUUUCUGGCUGGAAACAUAACCACUGCGUCAUUUUCCCAGCCAAUGUGGGCAUGACCGCAAAAGCUUUAGAAAGAAGAAACAAGCAGUGGUUCGUUAAUAAUAACAUAAAGAGUGACCUGACUAUACAAGUUGGAGAAAGUAUCUUUCACUUGCACAAGCUCCCCUUGGUGGCAAGAAGUGGAUAUUUGAAUAGGUUGGUAUUUACGAACAGGGAAACAAACUCUUGCCUGAAUAUCCAACUGGAAAACCUUCCUGGUGGCUACCAGUCAUUUAAGCUAGUAGUCAAAUUCUGUUAUGGGUUGGCAGUUGACCUUACAGCCGCUAAUGUUGCUCCUCUAUACUGUGCUGCACAUUUUCUGGAAAUGAAUGAAGAAAUUGAACAAGGAAAUCUCAUUUCCAAAACUGAAUCAUUUUUGAGCUUUGUCAUAUUUGCAUCAUGGAAAGAUACAAUUCAGAUCUUGAGAAGCUGCGAGUCCCUUUCUUCAUGGGCUGACAAGUUGCAAAUUGUGAGGCGCUGUACAGAAUCUAUUGCUUGGAAGGCCUGUACAGAUGCCCAAGCGGUCAGUUGUGGUGAUGAUGAACCUCAGUGCUUAAAUGUUCUGUCUAACAACAUGAAGGAUUCGAUCAAUAAUAACAAGAGUGGUGGUGACGGUGGUCUGACAGUAGCAGAAAGUUGGUGGAUUGAAGAUGUCACACUUCUUAAAAUUGAUCAUUUCAUUAUGGUGAUUGAAGAAAUUAAGAGGAAAGGAGUGAAACCAGGUUUAGUUGGAGCAUGCAUUAGCAAUUGGGCAGCAAAAUGGAUUUCUCAAGUUGAAGUUGGAGUAUAUGACCAUCUUGAUGUGGGACGAAGGGUUAAAGUUGAAAGUUUGAUUAGAGUAUUUCCUACAGAAAAAAGUUCACUUUCUUGCAAUUUCCUACUCCACCUUCUCAAGGUGAGUUUAAUGGUAGACAUUGAUACUGCAUUGUUGUCAGAAUUAGAAAGAAGAGCAGCUGAAAUGUUGGAGAGUUGUUCUGCAGUAGAUCUCAUGGUGAAGAAUUAUGGAGGUGCUAACACUGUUUAUGACGUGGAUCUAGUAACUAGGGUGGUGGAAGCUUAUAUUGAUUUUGUAUCAAGUAAUACAACAUCGAGAAUAGAUGCCGUGGCCGGGGUGGUGGAUGACUACCUAGCAAUAGUUGCAAGGGACAGCAAUCUUUCUGUGAAGAACUUUCAAUUACUUGCAGAAGCAUUGCCAGAGGAUGCCCGAUACUGCAAUGACAAGCUCUACACGGCUAUAGAUACAUACCUUGAGGUAUGGAUUUAUUUGCAUUGUAUUAAUUCAAGAGAAGUAGGACAUGAGAGUACAUGAUAUUUUGAAAUUUGACCAACAAAAACAUAUAUGAGGAGAGGUUUUAGGGAAUACUGUGCCUUAAGGUGAUCAUCUCUCCCAUUUUUCUAUUUCAUUUGCUUUGGAUCCCUUGGUUCUUGCUAGGGCUGCACAUUGACAGGGCAUGGCCAUCUGAACUUGGCUUCAGCUCACCUAGUCUGCCAACUGAUGGGUAGGGACCCAGUUUUAUUUUCAGAUUCUGGACAGACUUGACUUAACCAGUAAUGAUGCUGGACUUACUGAUAGAAUAACAUUAACCAUAUUUAGUUAUAGUGGAAGGCAUGGGAAAAUUUAUUAUGGCCGAUGACAGGAAAAAACCAAACUACGGGGGCACCAACCCAACUACCCAGAGGCUGGAAGUGGUGUAGCCUGGUUUAUUGAUGACUAGUUGUAUUGCGAACUUACUAACGUACGGCAUUCUAUACUGACCAAGUAUAAUGGUAGAUCCUAGAGCUGAGCCAUUCUUGAACGUUACAAUCACCAGAUUUGUGGUGUAGUAGAGUCUAUUGCAGGCUGAAUUAUGCUUGUUCUGGCACAACUUUGGUUCCAAUUAAUAUAACUACUGCAGGCAGAAGUAGUAAAGCUUCACCAUCAAGUGGCUUGACCACAUUGCUAUGGGGACAUAUGAAUGAGCAGAGUCACAAGGCUUAAUGAAUUCUCAUCUGGAUAACAGGGGAAGGGGUGCACUCUUACCUAUUGUCAACACUACACCAAAUAAACAACAACUGCUUAGUGCAGUUGGUGAGCUGUGGUGUGUAUAAAACCCAUGCUCACUAGGAGGUCUCGAGUUCGAGUCUCCUAGCUGUUACCUACUUCCCUCCCUACCUAUCAAAAA